Messenger RNA from Rotaria socialis, 735 nucleotides. Lineage: Eukaryota; Metazoa; Rotifera; Eurotatoria; Philodinida; Philodinidae. The record is from the annotation of a GenBank genome assembly.
AUGUUUGUUAGUAUUAUUUUUCUAAGUAUUAUUGUUAGUUAUGCUCAAUCACAGAUUGAACUUACUUUACCACCGUUACCUUAUGAAUAUAAUGCACUUGAGCCAGUUCUUUCGGAAAAAUUAAUGCGAUUGCAUCAUGAUAAACAUCAUCAAGCAUAUACAACGAAAACUAAUGCUGCACUUAAUGCCAUGGCUACUGACGAAACAUCGGAUGAUCAAUCCAAAGAGUUAGCUAAACUACCUAUCGAAGUUAUUCUUACUCAAAUUCAACGUAUACCAGAAAAAUAUCAAUCGACUUUAAGAAACAAUGGUGGAGGUUAUGUCAAUCACAAGCUUUUCUUUUCUAUGUUACGUAAACCAACAGCGACAGCUACGGAAAAUCAACCAACAGGUCCACUGUUUGAUGCUAUUGAAAAUAGUUUUGGUUCAUUUGAUAGAUUCAAAGAAAUGUUUACUUCUGCAUCAGUAAACUUGUUUGGUUCCGGUUGGGUUUGGCUCUAUAUAAACGCACCAACAAAACAACUUACUAUUAACGCCACUAUGAACCAAGAUAAUCCAACUAUGUUCGACAAAGAUCGUGUUAUUCUUCUAGGUAUUGAUGUCUGGGAACAUGCUUAUUAUCCAGUUUAUGAAAAUCGUCGUAAUGAAUAUGUUGAUAACUUUUGGCGUAUAAUUAAUUGGUCUUUUGUUGAAUCGCUUUUUACUCAAGGAACUGCUAGACAUAGUGAUCUUUAA